UAUCCCCGAGACCGCCGGUUGCAACGCAUCUCUCUUACUGGUUUUUUCUUCUAUAUAAGGAAACAAGUCGGAAACAGAUAAAAGUAGACAACGAUAUAAGUGGAAAAACAGCUCGCUAAAGACUGUCAUUUGGUUGCUGUUCCGAGGAUCGUUUAAGUCGCUUCCAUUUCGCGUCUUUACUCAUUUCUUAAACUUGACAUCGGAUUACUCGCACGGAUACAAUCAUGAAAUAUAUUUUUACACCUGUGCACGUAUUGACCAUGAUUUGGUUGGUCGCCUUGGCAUUCCCGCAAAGAGACCCGUCGGACGGGAUCGCCAAUGACUCUAUAAUAUUCGAUAAUAAUGAAGCGAGUAGCACCACACCGAGAAUCACCGCAUCGAGUACCUCCACGCAAAGCACUGCAGCUAAUUGUCCGUGUGUCGCGACUGCCGAAUACAACCCAGUAUGCGGCACCGAUAACGUUACCUAUUGGAAUAUGGGAAGAUUUAAUUGCGCGAGAAAUUGUAAUCCAGGACUCGAGAUAAGAGUGAUCAGGGCUUGCGAACCAUACAUCCAGCAGAGCAGUAAUUGAAUAUUGCAUGGCCUGCCAUAUAUAGACGUGCACACGUCCAUUAAAGGAAAUUCCUGAUAUGCGAUCGCAAUCAUCAGCUAGUUCCUGGUCAUCGACAUGUCGCAAACUCCAUGUGUUAUUAAUGUUCGAUGUAUUACUACAUUUAAACAUGUGCAUUUUUAAUUUGUUAUUGCUAAUCUUUAUGUAAAAACUACGAUCUAUUAUAAUUAUACUGUAUAUAUACAGUAUAUAUAUAUAAUUAAUUAUAUUACAU
This is a messenger RNA of Temnothorax curvispinosus, 825 nucleotides long. RefSeq lists its product as uncharacterized. The record is from RefSeq and is a predicted model, not a curated record. Lineage: Eukaryota; Metazoa; Arthropoda; Insecta; Hymenoptera; Formicidae. The coding region runs from base 225 to 572 and encodes 115 amino acids. Gene Ontology annotation, molecular function: serine-type endopeptidase inhibitor activity; protein binding. The transcript is spliced from 4 exons.